This is a messenger RNA of Andrographis paniculata, 1849 nucleotides long. RefSeq names its product germacrene A synthase-like. Gene Ontology annotation, molecular function: terpene synthase activity; magnesium ion binding. The record is from RefSeq and is a predicted model, not a curated record. Bases 51 to 1724 code for a protein of 557 amino acids. Gene Ontology annotation, biological process: diterpenoid biosynthetic process. NCBI's taxonomy places the organism in Eukaryota, Viridiplantae, Streptophyta, Magnoliopsida, Lamiales, Acanthaceae. The transcript is spliced from 7 exons.
UUGUAUCGAGACUCUCUGCCUGAGUUAUAUGACUGAUACAAAAAGCAUCAAUGGCUGAAAAUGUUGUCAAUAACUUGGGCAAGGAAGUCGGAAAUUUUCGCCGGGUUGUCGUUAACUACUCUCCAAGUUUAUGGGGUGAUUUGUUCCUCAGAUACACUCCUGAUGAUCAGCUCAUGCAAGAAUAUUCAAAGGAGAUUGAAGUGUUGAAGGAUAAAAUUAGGAGUAUGCUAAAAACUCCUACGAGUUGCAAUGACAUCGUCGAAAUAAUGGACCUAAUUGACACAAUCGAACGCCUAUGCUUGUCCUACCACUUUGAAGACGAGAUCAUAGACAAGUUGGAAAAAUAUUUCAAUCUUGAUGUGGAUUAUAAGAAUGAAGCCUACGAUCUCCAAACCAUAGCACGUCACUUUCGAUUAUUCAGAGCACACGGCUAUCAUAUGUCCUCGGAUAUUUUUAGCAAAUUCAAGGAUGGCGAAGGAAAUUUCCAAGAAGUCCUAAAGAGUGAUGCAAGGGGUUUGUUAAGCCUAUAUGAAGCAGCUCAUCUACGGAUACAUGGAGAAGACAUCCUCGACGAGGCUCUUACUUUUGCAACCUCAAAUCUUAUGUCUGCAAUACAAACUCUCGAUUCACCACUUAAAGAAGAAGUCGAGCAUGCUCUAGUGCAGCCAUUGCAUUUGAGCAUUCCAAGAGUUGAUGCGCGAAAAUUUAUCUCAAUUUAUGAAAAACAAAAACAACAUUAUAACAUCCUUAUUAGAUUCGCCAAAUUAGACUAUAAUUUAUUGCAAAAGCUUCACAAGAAAGAGCUCUACGAAAUCUCAAGGUGGUGGAAAGAAUUGGAUUUUCCUUCGACACUUCCAUAUGCUAGAGACAGAGUAGUCGAGUGUUACUUUUGGUCGAUGGGGGUGUAUCAUGAACCUCAAUAUUCUCAUUGCCGAGUUUUACUCACCAAAGUCAUUGCAACAUUAUCCAUACUCGAUGACACUUAUGAUUCUUAUGGUACAACUGAAGAACUUAAUGCCAUUACGGAUGCUAUUCAAAGGUGGGAUACUAGCCAGAUCGACCAUGUCCCAGAGUAUUUUAAAUCAUUCUACAAAACACUUUUAGAACUCUAUGAAAUAUUUGAAGAAGAAUUGGAAGCGAGAGGGCAAUCUUAUGCAACAUACUAUGCCAAAGAAAGUCUUAAAGAAUUGGUGAGAGGCUAUAAUGUUGAGGCUAAAUGGUUUAAUGCGCGGUGUUUGACCCCAUUUGAUCAAUAUCUAAGUAAUGCUAUUGUUACAUCUUGCUACUAUUACCUUGCAAUCGCAUCAUUAUUUGGAACAAAAUUUGCAACUAAAGAAAACUACGAAUGGUUGAUGACGAAACCUAAAGUACUAGUAGCAAGUUGCAUCAUUUCUCGUCUUGUUGAUGACGCGGCUACAUACGAGGUUGAAAGAAAGAUUAGAGGCCACACCGCUACUGGCAUAGGAUGUUAUGUGGAAGAUAAAGGAGUUUCCGUCGAAGAAGCCAUAGGUAAGUUCUAUGAGAUGGCUAAAGAUGCAUGGAAGGAUAUGAAUCAAGAGCUUCUCAAACCAUCGAUACACUCGAUGGAUGUUCUGACACGAAUCUUGAAUUUGGCGCGAGUAAUAGAAGUUGCUUACAAUGGUAAUCAAGAUGGAUAUACACAUCCAAAGAGAGUUUUAGCACCACAUAUUAAGUCGUUGCUUGUAGAUCCCAUCAUAGUUUAAGAUUUCUUGUCAUCUUAAUAAAACUUUAUAUAUAUAUAUAUAUGUUUGUGAGUGAAUAAGAGCUUGGAAUGCUCAUGUAUUUGUCAUAUGUAUAUUUUCGGUUGUUUUCUUGUUAAUAUUUUGUU